Messenger RNA from Numida meleagris (helmeted guineafowl), 1606 nucleotides. RefSeq names its product methyl-CpG binding domain 4, DNA glycosylase (gene MBD4). The transcript is spliced from 7 exons. Gene Ontology annotation, molecular function: DNA binding; catalytic activity. Gene Ontology annotation, biological process: DNA repair. The record is from RefSeq and is a predicted model, not a curated record. The coding region runs from base 104 to 1444 and encodes 446 amino acids. Gene Ontology annotation, cellular component: nucleus. NCBI's taxonomy places the organism in Eukaryota, Metazoa, Chordata, Aves, Galliformes, Numididae.
GGGCGUCACGUGAUCGCGGCGUCCGGAAGCUCCCCUUAGCGGGGCCGCCUCGCUCUGGAGCGGUUUCUAUGGCGACGGGCGGGCGGGAGACGUCAAAGCAGGGAUGGAGCGAGCGCGCCAGCGACGCGCGUCUCCGGGCGGCGGGAGCGGCGCGGGCGGUGCUGAAGGAAUGAAGCUGCGAUCGAAGCGGGCCCUUGCGCAGCGCUGCCGUUCCGCCGGGCGGGCCCCGGGAGGCGCUGGUGCUGCAGCCCCGGCUGGGAGCCGCGCGCGGGACGGCGAAGGGGACGGAACGCGGAGCGACCAGCGCGGCCGUGCGCGGGGAAAAGGCGCCGGGUCCGCUCUGCGCUGCGGGGAUCCGAUCCUGAAGGGCGUGGAAGCGGAGGAGUGCCCGAACGGCGCCGAACCAGAGGCAGAUGGAAGAGGCGUUCGGAACGGCAGAGUCAGAAGGAGCUCCGCGAAAAGUAACGGAGGGAGCACCCAAAGCAAGAGGCGGAGAAAAGCGUGUAGCAAACAGGAAACGGAACGCGUUCAAAACAAGACGUCCUGUAAAGAGACAGACGCGUGUGUCCCGGAGGGCCGGGGUGCGGGCGGUCUGUGCGCAGCCCCGGGGCGUGCGGGGACGCGGCAGCAUCGCGUCGUUCCCGGGCCGGGCGCGCAGCUGGGAGCGGGCUCAGCUCCCCGGCAGGAGCGGCUGCAGAGCGCGGCGGGUGCGUGCGAGGGAAUGGGCUCUGGUGCAGCACCUGCUGUGCGAGCCGAGGAGGAAACCGGCGGAUGGAAAACAGGGGAAGAGAGAGGCCCGGGGGAUCCGGGGACCCGGGAUUCUAAAUCUGACACCGAAGCAAAUGCUGAUGCCUUGCAGCCUUGUGACAAGAAAAGCUUCACAGCAGUUAAAGUACCACAAGAAGAAUCUGUCCCACGGACACAAGUGGAUAGGAGGAAAACGAGUCCAUAUUUUUCAAGUAAAUACAGUAAAGAAGCUCCCAGCCCACCUAGGAGGAAGGCCUUCAGAAAAUGGACUCCUCCACGCUCCCCUUUUAAUUUGGUCCAAGAAACACUUUUCCAUGAUCCAUGGAAACUUCUCAUUGCGACCAUAUUUCUCAAUAAGACUUCAGGUAAAAUGGCAAUUCCUGUGCUCUGGGAGUUCCUCAGGAAAUACCCUUCUCCCGAAGUAGCCAGAACUGCAGACUGGAAAGAAAUGUCGGAGCUGCUCAGACCUCUUGGCCUCUAUGCACUCAGAGCAAAAACUAUCAUCAAGUUUUCAGACGAGUACCUGAGCAAGCAGUGGAAGUACCCCAUCGAGCUGCACGGAAUCGGGAAGUAUGGGAAUGACUCCUACAGAAUCUUCUGCAUCAACGAAUGGAAAGAGGUGCAGCCGCAGGACCACAAGCUGAACAUCUACCACACGUGGCUCUGGGAAAACCAUGAGAAGCUGAGCGUGGACUGAGCGCAGCCGUGGGCUGUGUCAGCGGGGGCUGUGCAGCCUCAGCGCUGUGCUGCCCAUCAAGUUCUUGGUUUAUAUGUUGGUGUGAGACAUCAAACUCAGGUAAUCACUGUAAUAAAAUGUUCAAAUGCUUUAAAGGUUUUUAAUAAACGUGUCUUAACUUUC